Populus trichocarpa (black cottonwood) is the source of this 1460-nucleotide messenger RNA. RefSeq lists its product as uncharacterized. The transcript has 6 exons. NCBI's taxonomy places the organism in Eukaryota, Viridiplantae, Streptophyta, Magnoliopsida, Malpighiales, Salicaceae. Bases 177 to 1088 code for a protein of 303 amino acids. The record is from RefSeq and is a predicted model, not a curated record. Gene Ontology annotation, biological process: regulation of DNA-templated transcription. Gene Ontology annotation, molecular function: protein heterodimerization activity. Gene Ontology annotation, cellular component: nucleus.
CCUAAACUUCUCUUCCUUAUUCCCGGCUAAACUCUGUCCGUCUCCGUCUCCGUCUCCGUCUCUGUUUCUGUCCAUCGUCUCCCUUUGUUUUUGUUUUUCUAAUAAUAAUCUUUUUUCCUUAACAACGUUGUCUGUUCCUCAUUUGUCCUCAAGAGAAAGAGAGAGGUUCUGGUAGCAUGAGGAAGAAACUCGACACUCGUUUCCCUGCCGCUCGGAUUAAGAAGAUUAUGCAAACCGAUGAGGAUGUCGGAAAGAUUGCCAUGGCUGUGCCCCUUCUUGUUUCUAAAGCUUUGGAACUCUUUUUGCAAGAUCUAUGUGACCGAACUUACGAGAUCACUCUGAAAAGGGGAGCCAAGACCUUGAAUUCAUUGCAUUUGAAACAGUGUGUACAGACUUUCAAUGUAUUUGAUUUUCUGAGGGAAAUUGUGAGCAAGGUUCCAGAUUUAGGUGGUCCUGAUGCUGCCUUUGAUGAACAUGGCAUUGGCAAAAGAAGGAAAGUUGCUGAUGAUGAAGACAAUGACAGUGACGAGGAGUGCAAUAGAAGCAGAACACAUGAGACUACCCAGACAAGUAGCAGUGGCAGAGGUAGGGGCAGAGGUAGGGGCCGUGGCCGGGGGACGAGAGCCAUGGAGAGGGAGAGAGCUGCACAGGAUGGGAAGUUGGAAGAUGAACCAGACAUUGUUCAUCAUAAUGACAAGCACAGUCCAAACCUUGGAAGGCUAGACAAGGAUUACGUGCCUGAAGAUUUGAAGGAUAAUAUUCCAGCUGGAAGAAAUUUACGAACACCAGUCCAUGACUUUGACCUGAAUUUGGACUUGGAUGAGAAUGGAGAAACAAAAACAGUGCUAGCUUCUGUCCCUGCAAGCUCCUCAACAAAACCUGACACUGUUGUCCCUGCAAGCUCCUCAACAAAACCUGACACUGUUGUCCCUGCAAGCUCCUCAACAAAACCAAUUCCUGAAUUGAAGCACGAGGAAGUACCUGGAUGGUCUCUAGCAGACAUUGAAGGGAUGGAUAUCGAUCCCAUUCAACUUGCGAACUUAAAUACAAGAAUAGACGAGGAAGAUUAUGAUGAAGAAGAAGACUGAAGUUAAUAGCAAGUGUUUUUGUUCUGCUGUAUAUGCUUUUUCACAUCCUAUAAGCAAUGGUAGACAACAGCUAGAAUUUAGAUUACACAGUAGCUUCCCUAGGCAUACAUAGAGAUCAGUUUGUUCAACCAUUCCCAUCUUUGAGAUGGAGCUCAUUAGUCAUUACUUCUAAACGUUUCUGCACUUUGGUCCGUAUAUAGUUUAUGGGGAUAUUUAUGUGGCCUUUUCCAGGCAAGGGAGUAGGGCCAUGGUCCAUGACAACCACAGCGGUCCUCGUGCCUAGGAAUUGAUUUGAAUUCCCAACUCUUUUGUGGAUAUUGAUUUGAAUUUUAAAUGUAAUUCAAUAAAUAAAAAGUAAUAAAGAACAAAUAA